Messenger RNA from Penicillium olsonii, 1566 nucleotides. NCBI's taxonomy places the organism in Eukaryota, Fungi, Ascomycota, Eurotiomycetes, Eurotiales, Aspergillaceae. The record is from the annotation of a GenBank genome assembly.
AUGGGCUUUUCUGGGCUUUUCUGGGGGCCCAUUAGGGGCCCAUUCCUGCUAGCUGCGCGCUGGAAAAGAAUAUCCCUGCAGCUGGAAAUCCUGAAACAGGUCUGGUCCACCUUAGAUCCAGAGCACCAGAGCCUCCAGGGCCAAGUCUUGCAGAUCUUGAACCAAAAGCUUGAGGUCUCUGUCUUGCAGAUCAGCAGAAUACAAGAGAAACACGACCGAUCGAGUGCGCGCAGAAUUCCACGUUUGAAUCGAUGGAAAUAUGCCUUUGUGGUGAAAGGAUCCCUUGACAGCGCUGUCCACGAGCUCAAUACCUGGCAGGCAAUCUUCGAUCCAAGUUGGUAUUUGAUCAUCCGAGUUGCCAACCCCGUCAUCGAUGCUGAGCUGGCCAAGCAGCCCGCCCAGACGACCGCAGUCACGGUCGCCAAAGGCCUCAGACAGUCUUUGGCAGUUGAGCCGAGCUCCAACGAGCGCAUAUUCCUCCCGGCUAGUGGUCUUACUAAAUUCAAGUCAUCAAAAGUACCACUUUCGGUUGUUGAAACAUUAUCGCAGCCAGACUCAGAGACACUGAUACUUGAUCACACCGAUUGUCUCCCCGGAGCUGACCUCACAGUCCUCACCAAAGAUAUCCGGACAUUGGCCCGACGACUUCGCAAUACGGAGCCCACCAACUUCUGCUUGCUGAAAUGCUUUGGGGUGGUGAGAAACCAGAGCGAGGGCACAGGCCGCACGGAAUCAUUUGAUUUCGUCUUCAAAAUCCCCAAGACGAUGUCCAAUCCGCGCAGCCUUCGAGAUCAUCUGUGCUCAAAGGAGUCGUACUCAUUGAGUGAUGUUUUUGCGGUCGCAAAGCAGCUUGCGAUUUCCGUGAGCUACGUCCACACCAUGGGAUUCGUCCACAAAAAUAUUCGGCCCGAGACCAUCUUGGUCUUCGAUAAUGGGGUAUCCCAGCUGGGCUCGCUGGCUCUCGUGGGAUUUCGAUCCGUCCGCAUGGCCGACGGAAACUCUCUUCGUCAGGGCGAUGAUGCCUGGGACCAGAACCUAUACCGCCAUCCUGACCGACAGGGGGUAUUUCCAGAAGCAUACUAUACCAUGCAACAUGACAUCUACAGUCUUGGGGUGUGUAUGCUGGAGAUUGGGCUCUGGAGAUCGUUUAUCGCGUACGAUAAAAGGGGUGAGAUAUGUCUCGCCGAAUCAAAGGAAGCCCUGGAUAUUGGUAAGACCAAGUCCGUCGAUGGGUUUGUCCGGCUAGCAACCGAAGUGCUUCCACGCCGGAUGGGCGAUAAGUUUGUGCGUGUUGUUGUGAAUUGUCUCACGUGUAUAGAUGAGACAAAUUGUGAUUUUGGGGACAAUAAUGAUUUUCAAGAUGAGGAUGGCGUCUUGAUUGGGGUAAAGUAUAUCGAAAAGGUUUGGUUGUCUCGCCCUGGAAUAAUACACUUGUUGACUGGUUUGUGUGUCAGAUUCUUCUCCAGCUUGACUCAAUAUCACUAUGACACUGUUUCGAUACAAAAGACUGCUCUCGCUCGACGGAGUCAGUGUUCCUUGUGCUCUCGUCGGUCGGAAAAAUGGUAA